AUGUCGGCGCAGAGCCUGUUGAGCAGCGUCUUCUCCUGCUCCUCCCCUGCCGCCGCCAAGAGCCUCUCCAAACGGAGGCUCCGCCAGACGCGUAGCCUGGACCCCGCCAUCAUCGGCGGAGGACGGGAGGACGGCAGCCGGGCGCCCCGGGCGCGGGCCGCUGGCAGCCCCCUGGGGGAGCGCCGCUACCCUCGGGGCGCCCCAACUCCCUACGGCGCCUCUUUCUCCACCCCUAGCACCCCGCUGGAGCGGUCGCCGCCGGGCAGCGCCGUCUUCGACGAAGAGAGCCCCCGCGGGAAGCGGAGCCCCGGCUGGGAGCUGCCCUUCCUGGCGCGCAGCCCCUCGGCCUCGGCGCUGAGCGGCCCCGCCGGCCCCGCCAACAGCAUCUUCUCCUCGCCCCGGCGCUGGCUGCAGCAGAGGAAGGGGCAGCCCUCGCCGCCCGGGCCUCGCCCCGCCGCCUACGUCGUGUGGAAAUCCGAGGUAGGCCCGCCCGCCCCCGGGGGACGGGCCCCCGCCGGGCCGCCUUCGCCCCCGGCCCACGCCGUCGACACCCGGCGGGGCAGCCCCUGGGAGUUCCGUAGCUGCCGGUGGCCGGGAUGA
Molecule: messenger RNA, 600 nt
Organism: Calypte anna (Anna's hummingbird)
Lineage: Eukaryota; Metazoa; Chordata; Aves; Apodiformes; Trochilidae
Product: rho GTPase-activating protein 6-like
Exons: 1
Coding region: 1-600 (199 amino acids)
Source: RefSeq, a predicted model, not a curated record